UCGGACGAGGAGGAUGAGGAGUUUCAGUUCAUCAAGAAGGCGAAGGAGCAGGAGGUGGAGCCCGAGGAGCAGGAGGAGGAACUGGCCAAUGACCCCCGUCUGCGGCGGCGGCCGGAACCCAUUUCCCGGGGCGGGGGGGGUUUUGGUUGUCUCUCCGGCAACAGCAGACUGGCAAGACACCGCAAGAUCGUGGAGCCUGAGGUGGUGGGAGAGAGCGACUCAGAGGUGGAGGGAGAAGCUUGGCGCCUGGAGCGGGAGGACACCAGUGAGGAGGAGGAGGAAGAGAUCGAUGAUGAGGAGAUCGAGCGCCGGCGCGGGAUGAUGCGUCAACGAGCACAGGAGAGGAAAACUGAGGAGAUGGAGGUGAUGGAGCUGGAGGAUGAGGGUCGGUCCGGAGAGGAGUCCGAGUCGGAGUCAGAGUACGAAGAGUACACUGACAGCGAGGACGAGAUGGAGCCGCGUCUCAAACCUGUCUUCAUUCGCAAGAAGGACCGGAUCACAGUCCAGGAGCGAGAAGCAGAAGCCCUGAAGCAGAAGGAGCUGGAGCAGGAGGCAAAGAGGAUGGCCGAGGAGAGACGCAAGUACACGCUCAAGAUCGUAGAAGAAGAAGCGAAGAAGGAGCUGGAGGAGAACAAGCGCUCGCUGGCAGCACUAGACGCACUCGACACAGACGAUGAGAACGACGAGGAGGAGUACGAGGCCUGGAAGGUCCGUGAGCUGAAGCGCAUCAAACGGGACCGCGAGGAGCGAGAAGCCAUGGAGAAGGAGAAGGCGGAGAUCGAGCGCAUGCGGAACCUGACGGAGGAGGAGCGCCGGGCCGAGCUCCGGGCCAAUGGCAAGGUCAUCACCAACAAGGCUGUGAAGGGCAAAUACAAGUUCCUGCAGAAGUACUACCACCGUGGUGCCUUCUUCAUGGAUGAGGACGAGGAGGUGUACAAGAGGGACUUCAGUGCCCCGACCCUUGAGGACCACUUCAACAAGACCAUCCUGCCCAAAGUCAUGCAGGUCAAGAACUUUGGGCGCUCGGGGAGGACAAAGUACACACACUUGGUGGACCAGGAUACCACCUCUUUUGACUCUGCCUGGGGCCAGGAGAGCGCACAGAACACCAAGUUCUUUAAGCAGAAGGCAGCAGGUGUGCGGGAUGUCUUCGAGAGACCCUCGGCCAAGAAGCGAAAAACCACCUAAGGGCGCAGGCAGGAGGGCCUGGCAUGGCUGACGUCGGCAGGAGGGUACUGCUCUGCCAGCUACCGGAACCUGGGCAGGGACAGAAGGGACACAGUCUCAUGUUGGGACUCCUGUGGUGACAAGUCCAUCCUCUGCC
This is a messenger RNA of Acanthisitta chloris (rifleman), 1324 nucleotides long. It is a transcript of the gene MFAP1, whose product is annotated as microfibrillar-associated protein 1. Lineage: Eukaryota; Metazoa; Chordata; Aves; Passeriformes; Acanthisittidae. Gene Ontology annotation, cellular component: U2-type spliceosomal complex. Gene Ontology annotation, molecular function: RNA binding. The record is from RefSeq and is a predicted model, not a curated record. The annotation marks the transcript as partial. Gene Ontology annotation, biological process: mRNA splicing, via spliceosome. The transcript has 8 exons.